Messenger RNA from Contarinia nasturtii (swede midge), 1833 nucleotides. RefSeq lists its product as uncharacterized. The transcript is spliced from 5 exons. Gene Ontology annotation, cellular component: nucleus. The record is from RefSeq and is a predicted model, not a curated record. Bases 71 to 1762 code for a protein of 563 amino acids. NCBI's taxonomy places the organism in Eukaryota, Metazoa, Arthropoda, Insecta, Diptera, Cecidomyiidae.
GAAACGGAUUUAAGUUUUUCUAUUGUUUUUCCAUUUAAGUGAAACAAUUUAAAAAAGUUAUCUUCAAAUAAUGGGUGUUCUUGGUUUAAAAUCGUUUUUGGAGCGUGAAAAACAAACGCGUACAAUUAAUAUUGUGAAUGAGAUUAACAAGUGGAUAAGUGAACACGGUACAGCGCCGUCAAUUAUAAUUGAUUUAAAUAAUUUAAUCAUAAGUCAUUCAAAAUUGGAGUACGAUACGUUGUGUGGCGGUCGAAACAGAAGUGCAUUGGAAUCAUUUGAGAAAUUUUUAAAAGUAUUGAGCGCAAUCGAAAAUAUAUCAUUAAUAUUCUUCUGUGGAUUGACAAUACAAAAGGAUAAAGUGGCGGAAUGGUUGAGUCGACGCAAUCAAGAGUUCAAUUCCUAUACAUCUUUAUAUUAUCUAAUUAACGAUGGAAAAAACAUUGAUGCCGCUAUUGCUGAUAAUAAAUUAUUAAAUUCAACAUUGUUGGGCAUGGAAACGAUUGCAAAGAAAUAUGGUGAUUUUCAUUACACAGUGAAGGUUGAAUGUGAUUUAGAAAUUGCAAAAUAUGCAAAAAACAAUGAUGUAAUGGCUGUUAUUUCAAACAAUAUGGAUUUUCUGUUGUUUGAUGGUUUGUGGAGACUUUGGUCAUCGGAUGAUAUUCGAAUAACGGCUGCAAAUCAAUUGAAAACCACUGAAUAUGAGCGAAAUAUUGCACAGAUUUGUAAAUUGAAAUCGUAUCAAUUGCCAUUAUUUGGAACACUGUUGGGCAACGAUUUUACAAUGAAAUUUUACGAUAACUUGGUUGAUUUUCACAAUAGUUUAGGGCCAAUAAUGUAUAAAAUUCGAUGUGUUGCACGCUAUGUACGUAAUGUUGGUAAUGUUGAACUCUGUGACGACGAUAUCGAAGAAAUCUCAAUGAAAGUUUUUGGCAAUGCCGAUUGUAAUAAAAAACAGCUGAUACGAACAAGUGUGAAUUCAUAUAAUGUUGAUGUUUCACCAACAACCGACGAUGAUCCUCUCGAAAAAAAACUGUUUCAUACCGACAUGUAUCGAUCGUAUGCAGUGAAUAUGAGCACGAUUCAGGGAAUCAAUUUACCAUUUUAUGAUAUGCGCGGCUGUAGGCACGAUGCAAAUUUAACAACAAUACUCGCCGACUGGAUGAAGCGGAGAAUUGGCAUUUUAAGACAACACAAUCAAAAUAAUUCAUUUACAUUCACACUAUUGGCCAUGAUGGAUGCUGAAGAAGAAUUCGAAGCACAUUUUGCAAAACCAAUUUAUCCUGAUUUUCCCGUUCCAGCAUUAGAUACAUUUUAUAUUGAAAAUGAAAUCACCGAAAUCAAUUGGAAAAUGCUUGGAUGGAUUAUGUCGUUAUCUGAUACAGAAUUAGCAUUGAUUAGAAAAUUACCUAAAGAUUUUCUCGUGAUCAGUUCGACUCUUUACAUUUUAGUGAAGAAAGGGCUAAUUGGUGCAGAAGAAGCUGAUGGAAUUUUAUACACGGAGAAAAUAGUUCGAAAUAGUGAAACAAUUGAUAUGAAGUAUCCAACUGGUUUCGAAUCUAAAUGUGUUCGAGCAGCUCACAUCUAUAAUAUUACCUAUUCACAUGUGCAAGAAAAUUUUGCCAUUGCUGGUCUUUUAUCAUUAGUUCAGGAUUCAAUUUUACAAUUUGACGGUGUUUAUUAUCAAAAGUUAAUGGAAGACUUUGCAAAGAUUAAUCCAACUGAACGUAGUAAUGCCAUCAAAGACUAUAGGAUAUAUGCUUAAAAUAAAACGAGUGAUCUUUUUUGUAUUAUAUGCUUUGAAGUAAAAUGAGAAAAAUUGCACGGAAAAUUGGA